AUGAAAGAACAUGAUGUUAAUAAUAAGAUAUAUACUACAGCACCUCCUUUGCAUGUAGAUGAUAUAGUGUUGUGUAGUGAAACACCUGUAAAACCGCAAAUUCUGUAUUCAAGUAGGCCGAAAAUAAGAGAACGGGCUAGAAGUGCCAGCUUUAGAAUUCACCGACCAUCAAGUUCUGAAAGAGAUGUGGAAGAACAGAAGAAUCUGGGAAACUUGGUCAAAGAAAAACUAUCUCGGACACUGAGCUUAAGAUGGGAUAAAGACCAGAGGUCUGUGGGUCUAGGAACCAACUUAGCAUCAGCUCAAUCAAGUCCAGAUUUUACUCCAGAAAAUGAGGUACCUGAAAUGGCGAUUGGAGCAAAUGGUAUCCGCCGAGGUCCUGGCCAGGUGUUUUCUAGGAAAAUCAAACUAAGUGAUGACACAUUGGGAGACAUUAAAUUAGGGUUUCUAAUAACCAAAGGUCAACUUGAAGUACAAGUCAUCUGUGCCCGUGAGCUGAGUCUGAAUCCAUCAGGACAGCCUCCUGAUACCUACGUAAAAACGUAUUUGAAACAAGGAGAAAGACAAAUGCAGAAAAGAAAAACACGAGUUGUAAGACACUCAUCAGAACCGCAGUAUCGCCAGACGCUCAAGUACAACGCUUUAGAUACUCAAGGUCGUCGGUUAUUGGUAAUGGUAUGGGAACGACAAAAAGGUUUUGAACACAACCAACCAAUAGGGGCAGUAGAGAUUCAGUUGGACCGGUUGGAUUUCUCCAGAUUAAUGUUUUGCUGGUAUCCAUUGUAUCCAAUAUUACAUGUGGAUGUGGAGUCGAACGAAUCCACCUAAUUAUACAUAAGACAAUCUUCAUUAUUGUCGGAAUCUGGCACAGAUAAGCUGCAUGCUUAGAAGAUGCGCCAUUGUUUCAAGUCUUCUGGGGUACCACUUGUAACUAGGGUGAAAGUGGUCAAUCCAUUGUUUCAGGUCUUGUUGAGUACACCUUGUAACUAGGGUGAAAGUGGCCAAUCCAUUGUUUCAGGUCUUGUGGAGUACAUCUUGUAACUAGGGUGAAAGUGGCCAAUCCAUUGUUUCAGGUCUUGUGGAGUACAUCUUGUAACUAGGGUGAAAGUGGCCAAUCCAUUGUUUCAGGUCUUGUGGAGUACAUCUUGUAACCAGGAUGAAAAUGUUACUUUCUUUGCUUUGUAAAACCUUAUUCACUUGUCCUGCACGGCAACAGUCGAUGUUCUAACUAAAAAAUAACGUGGUACGACAUUGUUGUAUUUUAAAACUUAUUUUAAUAACGUUAUGUAUAAAAUAUAUUCUAGUCUCAUUCUUCAAAAAAAGAGCGAAAAUUAUUAUUGUUACUGAAGUCAAAAUAUCGACAUAGAGAUUUUGAAUUAUUUAAAGCGAAAUUCAACAGAAUUAACAGUAUUUCCUCAGGCUUUAAAUUUAACAUUGCUUUUAAUAUUUUCAAGAAGAGCUUUGGUGGAAUAAUGAUUAAAUCUAUGUGUGUAACAUUAACAGUCACAAUUUGUUUUUCAAGAGCCUUUGGCAUGAAAAAAAUGAUUUCUAUGACAAAGCACUGAGUUAAGAUCGCGAAAUUUAAGUUACAUCGAGUAUGUACAUUUAAUAAAUUCUAUAGCGUGGUAGUAUUUGGCAGAGAAAAAGGGAUAAUGUUAUUCAGUUUUUAGAAUUAUUUCAUCCGGUCUGUAUGGUGUGGGUUUAUUAGCUAAAAGGUGUUGCAACUAAAUAUCAAUUAAAAUUAUGUUGUAUUUUGCUCUCAACGUUUACUAAAUGUUAUGAUAAUUUAAUGUGUUUCUAUUUUAUCAAAACAGGCAUCUUUCAGUUGAUUUUUGUGCUUAAAAUAUCUUAUAUAUACAACUAUGAUUUUAUAUUGAAACUGUCCAUUAACUCAAUGAACAACAAAAUAGUAUAAACACAUUGAAACAAAAUGAGUUUUUUUAAGGUUAUAAAUUUGCUUAUUUCGAAUAUUAAUUAAUAUUAAUAAAGAGUAAUUAUGUCAAAAUAUCUCAUUUUGUUAUGAGUGGUUUAUGUUAUAUCGUCAGCAGUUUUAUUUUGAUUCUUUUGAUUGAGUCCCAUAGAAAAUAGUUUUUAUAGGGUUAUAUUACUUACAAUAAGCAUUAAACUAUCUGUAUAAUCAAGGCAUAGUAAGUGUUCUUUUACAUGUUUUUUGCUAUUUUAAGUUGGAAGUUCUACCUUAACGAAAAGCUUCCUACGUUUAACCUGUGUAAAUAAUUUUGUUUGUAAUACUUUUUUAGGGAUUAGUUACUUAUUUACUUGGAGAAUGAUGUUAUUAAAGUACAUGUACACAUUGGAUCCGGGAUUGUUUUUAUUGUCAGAUGUAACACCAAUCCAGACUUUUACAACAGUACUGAUGUUGAUGAGACUAACACAUGCCUUAUUGUUUAGAAUUCUAGCAUCAUGAAAGUGCGCCUCCAUAUGGAAUUCUUCCCUAAAACAGUCAUGAAUUAAUAUAUGUGCCGUUGAUUUAUUGUAAACAUUUCAAAUAUCUUAACCAUUUUGCUUCCAUGCAUUAAUCACCAUCCUCAUGUGUUUAACUGAAUUAAUAUAAGGUUAAUUCGUUUGAUAAUGUGUCUUCAGAGAAACAAGUAUCCAAUUUAUAUGUUCCAGGAUUGAACAUUAUAGUUUCCUCAGAAUGAAAAGUUUCCACAGUAUACCUUGCAUAUAGAUAAAUAAAAUAAGUUGUUUAAGUUUCAAAAAAAAAGUUAUCUUAGGAAAAUAUUAUAUUUCUUUGUAUA
Messenger RNA from Limulus polyphemus (Atlantic horseshoe crab), 2759 nucleotides. Its product is annotated as protein piccolo-like. The transcript is spliced from 7 exons. Gene Ontology annotation, biological process: calcium ion-regulated exocytosis of neurotransmitter; regulation of synaptic plasticity; regulation of membrane potential. Gene Ontology annotation, cellular component: cytoskeleton of presynaptic active zone; presynaptic membrane. Gene Ontology annotation, molecular function: transmembrane transporter binding; small GTPase binding. Lineage: Eukaryota; Metazoa; Arthropoda; Merostomata; Xiphosura; Limulidae. The coding region runs from base 1 to 828 and encodes 275 amino acids. The record is from RefSeq and is a predicted model, not a curated record.